CGCAAACGUUUCACUGGGCUUUCACUGUCAGGUGGGUGCUAGAACCGUCCAGUCCGGCGUCCGCCGCCAUGGCCCCUCCCACCGCCGCCGCGGGGAUCCCCCGCGACGCCCUCCUCCGCAUAGCCGCGCCGCUCCGGGAGUUCCUCGCCGCGGCGCCCUACGCGCCUCCAGAGGGCUCCUCCACCUCCAUCAAGUCCCUCCUCGCCUCCCUCCUCCCGUCGUCGCCCCCCUCGGCCAGCGGGGCCCGCAGGGAGGCGGCGGACCUCCUCCUCUUCUGCGCCGCCGCGCGCGCGGCGUCCCCGGAGUACCCCGUGCUGCACUGGGUCCCGGUGGCCCUCUCCGAUGCGGCCUCCGCCGCGAUGGAGGAGAUGGCGGCGGCGGGCGGCUGGGGCGAUGCCGGGGAGAUGGUGGUGGGGAUGAUGCCGGAGGUGGUGCCGCCGCUGAAGGAUGUUGUGAAGGCUACGUGCGUGGACACGGAGAAUGAUGAGGUUGGGGUGGAAAAGCCUCCCAAAGAGCAUGCUGUUGCCGCCGCCCACCAGUUCCGGUGGCUGGUGUCUCAGGUUACUUAUCCUAAGCUUGGUGACUUGUGUUGGUUAGUGAUUCCGUGUGCUCUGACCGCCUUGGACCAUUGGUCACCAGAAGUUAAGGAACAAGGAAUAGUUAGCUUCAUGCACAUAGUAAAGAACGUGAAAGCAACAGAACUAAAUUUGUAUGAAGAUGCAGUACUUGAUGCAUGCUGCCAUAACAUUCCUGCCGAUGAUGAGUUAUGGCAUCGUAUUGUUGAGGUAUCCGUGCUUGUGUUGACUUGUACUCAACGGAGUAAUCCACGUAGCCCUUGGUAUGAUCGUAUGCUAGCUGAGAUGUUGGGUCACCUGGAACGGCAACCAUUAAAUAAAAAACGCCGUGUUGCAUGGCUUACCCUUAUUGGGCCAGUUUUUGAAGCUAUGGGCCUCUUCCUACUGGCACAUUUCCGUCUCCUUUUCUCUCUCUUCUUUCAGUGGAUACAUGCGGAUGAUGACGAGACAGUUCUUCUGGUCCUAGAGCGAAUCCAUGAAGUGAUUAAGCUCACAUGGAUCAGGAAAUCACCAUAUACUUCAAGGCUGGUGGAUGAGCUUGUGCUUGUAUACAAAGAGUCAGCCACACGGAGCACCAGUGAGGUCAUGCGAAAUCACAUCCUGGAAACGCUCGCUACACUCCAGAAAUGCAAGGCGCAGCAGUUUGAGGAAGCUUGGAAGAAGCACGAAGCUGACGCAGACUUAGCAAUGCUGUUAUCUUGUUUCAAUGAACUAUGUACCGAAAAUCGUUCUGCCUGAUCUUUCCAGUCUGACUGUUAUUCCUGUGUUGUAAAUAGCUCUAGAACUUAGAUGAAAUUGAUCUUGCAAAAUCUUGGCGGUGUGUCUAUGACAUUUCUCUGUGUUACCCUGGAAAUUCGA
This is a messenger RNA of Oryza brachyantha (malo sina), 1433 nucleotides long. RefSeq lists its product as uncharacterized. The transcript has 7 exons. Bases 69 to 1313 code for a protein of 414 amino acids. The record is from RefSeq and is a predicted model, not a curated record. NCBI's taxonomy places the organism in Eukaryota, Viridiplantae, Streptophyta, Magnoliopsida, Poales, Poaceae.